AUGUCUGGACGAGGAAAGGGCGCAGGUAAAGCCAGAGCUAAGGCCAAGUCCCGCUCCUCCAGGGCCGGGCUGCAGUUCCCCGUGGGCCGUGUGCACAGGCUGCUGAGGAAGGGUAACUACGCCCAGCGCGUCGGUGCCGGAGCCCCCGUGUAUCUGGCCGCGCUGGCCGUCCGCAACGACGAGGAGCUCAACAAGCUGCUGGGAGGAGUGACCAUCGCCCAGGGAGGAGUGCUGCCCAACAUCCAGGCCGUUCUCCUGCCCAAGAAGACCGAGAAGGCAAAGUAA
This is a messenger RNA of Knipowitschia caucasica, 285 nucleotides long. NCBI's taxonomy places the organism in Eukaryota, Metazoa, Chordata, Actinopteri, Gobiiformes, Gobiidae. The record is from the annotation of a GenBank genome assembly.